AUGGAGUUUUCCAGAAUGACCCGACUAUUGUGUUCUCUGGCGCUGUUGCCGUUGUUGUGCCUGGCUGUGAGGGAGCAGUCAAUUGCGGUGAAAGGUCGACUACUGUGUGGAGAACAACCGGCCGCAAAUGUGAGAGUGAAGUUGUGGGAAGAGGACUCAGGUCAGUUGUCGAUUCAAUUUCCACGCGAGUGUCGAAGCCGGGAAGUCGAAAAGUGA
Messenger RNA from Ostertagia ostertagi, 216 nucleotides. Lineage: Eukaryota; Metazoa; Nematoda; Chromadorea; Rhabditida; Trichostrongylidae. The record is from the annotation of a GenBank genome assembly.